Molecule: messenger RNA, 2269 nt
Organism: Salvia miltiorrhiza (redroot sage)
Lineage: Eukaryota; Viridiplantae; Streptophyta; Magnoliopsida; Lamiales; Lamiaceae
Product: inactive poly [ADP-ribose] polymerase RCD1-like
Exons: 7
Coding region: 356-2071 (571 amino acids)
Molecular function (GO): NAD+ poly-ADP-ribosyltransferase activity
Source: RefSeq, a predicted model, not a curated record
GGUCCGAAGGUAUACAUCUUCUUCUCUCUCUUGCUUUUCUAUUUAAUUUCUCUUGAUUUCUAUUUCAACUUUCCGUCACCGAGGGCAUGCUUUAGUGUAACUUGUGUAAGAAUUCGUUUUCCUUUAAUCCUGCUUUGAUUGAGAGAGUUUGGGUGUUGGAAUGGUGAAGGAGCGUCGUAUUCAUGGUUUGAGGGCGCCGUGAAUGAUCAAGUGGCGUUAUGGAGUACUGGUGUUGGCUUUGUCCACUUGCUGCAAUGGCUUUGUUUCUUUGAAUCAAAACCCGAGGCGUAUGCAACUCUUUUCGCUGUACUAUUGGCUGUGAAUUGGUUGUUAAGCAUUGAUCAAGUUGGGAAAAAUGACCACAAAGUUCGAAAAGGUAUUGGAUAGUGGCAGAAGUGUCAUUGUUGAUCUGAAGAGAAAGCGGUCAGAACGAUGCACCAUCCCUUCAAAGGGAGCUAGUCACGUGCCGUUCACUCUGCAAUGCCCUCCGAGAUCAUCGAUCAAGAAGAUUGACAAGCGGAGGAAACUAGAUGGAUCAAUAAACAAGUAUAGCAGCUAUACCUUUCCAUCUGGGAAGCGUCUGCUUAAAUAUUAUUCCAACUUUAAGAAAAGUGGGAAUUUGCAACGCUUGAUGUAUCAUGACAAUGAUGACUGGAACGAUUUUUCCUUGGACAUCAUUGCACAUGUCAACAAAGAUCUUCGUGUUGACAAACCUGCAAUUGAAGUGGAGUUUAAUGGAACCAAGAUUCUGCUAGAUUUCUUGCAUAUGAUGCAGUUGGACCUGAACACUGGCAUGCAUCGGCCCAUUGCUUGGAUUGACAUCUCUGGGAACUGUUUUUUCCCUGAAAUAUUUAGUGAUUAUGAUGAAACAGAUAGUUAUGCCAAUGAAUUUGCUGAAGGUGAAGGCGAUAAGGAUAUGGGAAAUGGGCCAUUUGGUUCCAAUGGUAUAAACUUGCAUUUGGAGAUUGCUAUACAUGGACUAGAUAAUGAGUCUAGUGGGGAAUCCAAUGUGAUUGUCGAGCAGGUACAUGCUCAUGACAGUGCAGCUCCUAGAAAAUGUGAUGAUGAAACUAAUGAUAGUUGCGCUAAGGCAUCAUAUGAGGAAGGUAAUGUGAAAUGUGAGGACAGUCAGCAAAUUGAUGGAAACAUGAUUCAAGUGGUUGGUCCUGUACCUUGGUCAUUGGAAAGUGACAUUGUAAAGGAGCUGUUCGUAAAAAGUAUUAGCUCGGCUGCUGCAGAGAUUGUUAAGAUACACCAUUGUGGGGGCAUUCUAAUGAAAAGUCGUUUGGAACUAUUCGAGAAACAGGUGGAAAUAACAAAAAAAUACCGUGGAGAUGCAAAUGUCCAGUAUGCGUGGCUUCCUUGUUUGAAAGAAUCUGUUUCAACUAUACUACAGUAUGGGUUAGGGCAUUACAAGCCCUUGAAGAUGAAGCCCUUUAAUGGUAUGGGGAUACAUCUGAUCCCUGCUAAUGGUAUUCCGAUCAGUACCGAUUGUUUUGAUGUUGACGAAAAUGAUAUACGGCAUAUGGUAUUCUGCCGUGUUAUAAUGGGGAAUAUGGAGCUUGUUAGCGGUGGAUCAAGUCAGUUCCAUCCCAGUAGCGAGGAAUUUGAUAGCGGUGUUGAUAAACUUCCGAAUCCAAAUCGCUAUGUUGUAUGGAACAUGAAUAUGACUUCUCAUGUCUACCCUGAAUGUGCAAUUAGUUUCAAGAUGACUUCUGAUGUUAAAGAACCUGUUUUUGGGAAAGAGAGCAUGGUUGAUCUUCCUGCCUUCAAUAAUUGUGAUGAAAGACCUCAAGACCAGAUUGCAGGAAAAACAUUCCAAGUUAGGACCCCUAAGAGCCCUUGGAUGCCAUUUCCUAUGCUGUUUGCUGCCAUUUCAAGCAAAGUCCCUUCUCAGCACAUGGACCUUGUGAAGACCAACUAUGCGUUGUUCAGACAUAAAAAGAUAAGCCGGGAUACAUUUGUGAAGAAAUUGAGGACGAUUGUUGGUGAUAAUUUACUGAAGUCAGCAAUAACAAGUCUUCAGUGCAAGGGCUCGUCAAACUCCAACGUUGAAACGGUGUGCAGCUAAUCAUGAGUGACCUAUAGUUGAAUUAUCGUACAAAUAUAUGUGCAUGUAAUGUCAAUAAGUAUCAGUUUGCACUUCACAACAUUUCGUGUAGUUUUAUGCUUUCUGAAAAGCUCUAGAAGUGUUAGUUUGCUGUAUGGUUGUCACCAAUUACGCUUCAUUGAAUUGGUUGGAAAAUAACGAUGUUUUGUGUUUUGACAA